AUGACUGUUGAGUACGAUGCUAUUGUUAAAAGCGAGACUUUUGAUCUUGUGCCUAGACCGCCUAACGUUAACAUUGUGCGCUCUAUGUGGUUGUACAAACAUAAGUAUGAUGCAGAUGGAAAUUUCAAAGGCCACAAAUCACGACUGGUAGCCAAUGGGAAGUCUCAAGAGCAUGGCAUUGACUACGAUGAAACAUUCAGUCCAAUAGUCAAACCAGCCACCAUUCGAACGGUUCUCAAUGUAGCUCUCGAGAAUGAUUGGCCAGUUCAUCAGCUUGAUGUCCAGAAUGCUUUCUUGCAUGGCACGUUGGAUGAGGAAGUAUACAUGUUUCAACCAUCGGGCUUCAUCGAUAAAGAUAGACCAAAUCAUGUUUGCAAGCUAAAGCGUUCAAUCUAUGGGUUGAAACAGGCUCCGAGGGCUUGGAAUGCAAGAUUUGUUUCAUUUAUUACUAACAAUGGCUUUAUCCAAACAAAAACGGAUACAAGUUUAUUUGUUUACAGGAAAGGAAAUCUCAUGGCCUAUCUCUCUACUAUUCCUCUGCGAGACACCGUUAUCAAUCUCCUCAAAUCGGAAUUUCCAAUGAAAGAUCUUGGAGUCAUCAGCUCUUUCCUUGGCGUCUCGGCCAAGUUCAAUGAGAAAGGCCUCUUCCUCUCCCAAGCCAGCUACACAUCGGAGAUAAUCCAGCGAGCCGGCAUGUCUGAGUGCAAGCCAUGUACGACACCAGUGGACCUGAAAUCAAAACUUGCAGAAGACGCAUGCAAGUUAAUAGACAACGCUACAGAGUAUCGAAGCCUCGCCGGAGCUCUCCAGUACCUGACUUUUACACGCCCCGACAUCUCCUAUGCAGUCCAGCAAAUAUGUCUCUUCAUGCAUGCACCUCGCGAGCCACAUAUGCAAGCUCUCAAGCGUAUUCUACGCUAUCUACAGGGCACCAAAUCGAUGGGACUUCAACUUCUCAAACACCAAAAGCUGUCUCUUACUGCAUACACAGACGCUGAUUGGGGCGGUUGCCCUUCGACAAGAAGGUCUACGUCGGGAUUCUGCAUAUACAUGGGAGACAACUUGAUAUCAUGGUCUGCAAAGCGCCAACCAACAGUCUCCAGAUCAAGUGCCGAAGCUGAGUAUAAAGGAGUAGCGAAUGUCGUGGCAGAAGCGUGUUGGCUAAGAAAUCUCCUCCUCGAGAAAACUGUGAAAGUGAAUAAGUAA
This is a messenger RNA of Brassica rapa (field mustard), 1206 nucleotides long. RefSeq lists its product as uncharacterized. Lineage: Eukaryota; Viridiplantae; Streptophyta; Magnoliopsida; Brassicales; Brassicaceae. The record is from RefSeq and is a predicted model, not a curated record.